Molecule: messenger RNA, 1116 nt
Organism: Mercurialis annua (annual mercury)
Lineage: Eukaryota; Viridiplantae; Streptophyta; Magnoliopsida; Malpighiales; Euphorbiaceae
Product: peroxidase 40
Exons: 4
Coding region: 44-1066 (340 amino acids)
Biological process (GO): hydrogen peroxide catabolic process; response to oxidative stress
Molecular function (GO): peroxidase activity; heme binding
Source: RefSeq, a predicted model, not a curated record
UCUCCAACACCAAUUCACAUGCAGCAAGCAGAAAUAUUACAAAAUGGCCAAACACAACUUAUUAGCUUUCAGUUUGAUCAUAAUGCUUAGUUCCAUAGUUCCAACAUUUGCAAAAACCACAACACCAUUGAAUGAAACUUGUGUAGAUGACAUAGGUUUUAAUCUCCAAUUCAGCAUUUACCAAGAAAGCUGCCCAGAUGCAGAGGCUAUAGUUUAUUCUUGGGCUGAAACUGCAAUUUCUCAAGAUCCAAGAAUGGCAGCUUCGUUGCUUCGUCUUCAUUUUCACGACUGCUUUGUUAAUGGGUGUGAUGCAUCAGUGUUGCUGGAUGAUACUGAUAAUUUUGUUGGUGAAAAAACUGCACCACCUAAUUUGAAUUCUUUAAGAGGAUUUGAAGUGAUCGAUUCCAUUAAAUCUGAUCUGGAAUCUGUCUGUCCUGAAACUGUAUCCUGUGCUGAUAUUCUUGCAAUUGCCGCCAGAGAUUCUGUGGUUCUAUCGGGUGGACCGAGUUGGGAAGUUCAAUUGGGCAGGAAAGACAGUCUGAGUGCUAGCAAAGCUGCAGCUUCUAACAACAUUCCAGCUCCAAAUUCUACGGUGGCAAUAUUAGUAGCUAAGUUUCAAAAUGUUGGACUCACAUUAAAUGAUGUGGUCGCUCUUUCUGGUGGGCACACUAUAGGCAAGGCCCGAUGCUCAACUUUCAGAUCUAGACUACAAGGACUGAGCGCCUCUAUCGGCGGUCCUGACGUUAAUAUAGAAUUCAUUCAGUCGCUACGACAACUAUGUUCGGAAUCUGAGAGCACUACAACGCUAGCACAUCUCGACUUGGCUACACCAGCGACAUUCGACAACCAGUACUAUAUCAAUCUUCUUUCGGGUGAAGGAUUACUCCCAUCCGACCAGGCCCUUGUGACCGAUAAUGAGCAAUCGCGUAGGAUUGUUGAAUCCUAUGCAGAGGACGCGUUAUUGUUCUUUGAUGAUUUCAAGAAUUCAAUGCUAAGAAUGGGAAGCCUAGGGAAACUGACUGGGAACAGUGGGGAAAUACGUCGGAACUGUAGGGUUGUUAACUAAAACUAAUGCUCAUGAACUUAACCUAAAUAAAAGAAUCUCGUAUUAAAGUA